Messenger RNA from Glycine soja, 609 nucleotides. RefSeq lists its product as uncharacterized. NCBI's taxonomy places the organism in Eukaryota, Viridiplantae, Streptophyta, Magnoliopsida, Fabales, Fabaceae. The record is from RefSeq and is a predicted model, not a curated record. Bases 1 to 609 code for a protein of 202 amino acids. The transcript is spliced from 2 exons. Gene Ontology annotation, molecular function: nucleic acid binding; zinc ion binding.
AUGCUAGCAGAUGAGGCGGAGUACUGGUGGGAGAACACUUGCCCACGUUUAGAGGGAGCAGGUGGUGCUGUUGUCCAAUGGGAGACUUUCAGACAAACUUUUCUGGAGAAGUAUUUUCCAGAAGAUGUGAAGAAUAGGAAGGAGAUGGAGUUUCUCGAGCUGAAACAGGAAAGUAUGACGGUGGCAGAGUAUGCGGCGAGGUAUGAGAACCUUGUAAGGUAUUUUCCUCAUUAUCAGGGGGAAGCUGGGGAGAGGUCCAAAUGCGUGAAAUUUGUCAAUGGCCUUCGACCAGAAAUCCGCGGGAGAAGGCUGCUUUUUACAGGAAUGCCAAUGCUAGUCAUGGGAAAGAGAAGAAGCCUAUGUAUGACUCACAAUCGUGCUAAGCCAUAUUCUUCCCCUCUUGGGAAAUAUGGAAACCAUUCUGGAGGACAGAGGACCAGUGGAGGACUUCAACCAGUUGGUGGGAGUUCUCAGCAAAUUACUAGGGUGUCUCAGUUUGCGGGUAGAGGUAGUGGUAGUAGUCGUGCUCCUGCUAUUGUUACUACACCACUCAGGUGUGGGAAGUGUGGCCAGCUUAGGCAUAUUGCCCGUGAGUGCACAGAUAGAUAG